Episyrphus balteatus (marmalade hoverfly) is the source of this 4863-nucleotide messenger RNA. RefSeq names its product (E3-independent) E2 ubiquitin-conjugating enzyme UBE2O. NCBI's taxonomy places the organism in Eukaryota, Metazoa, Arthropoda, Insecta, Diptera, Syrphidae. The transcript is spliced from 11 exons. The record is from RefSeq and is a predicted model, not a curated record. The coding region runs from base 201 to 4307 and encodes 1368 amino acids.
CCCCAACUUUGCUGUGCUGUGUGGAGAGAAAAAAACAAAAAAACAAUUUGCCGUUAAUUUCUUUAUAGCAAAAAAAAAGAAUAAAUUAAUCUUCUGCUUUAGAAAAAAGCAAAAAUUUCUAAAUUUCUUGUGAAUUAUUCCAAAUUCAUAAAAACAAAAUCUCACAAAAAAACAGAGAGAAAUUAAAUGCGCAACUGAUUAUGGCAACUGGGGUGACUUAUACGGCACCACAAUCAUCAACGACACCUCCUCCGUCAACGCCACCACCUCCACAGCCGCCGCCUAAAGUUUGUGUUAAUCCUGCAGCAGGAUCCACCUCUGUGGACAAUCAAUAUUUCUAUGAAGACGAAAUAUUUCGCAUUGACAAGAAGGGUCGCGUUAAAUUCGGUCUAGUGCUUGAGAAUUCAGAGACAUUCUCGGGCGAUGACGAUGAUGAACUUGAUGUUUUGUCGAAAGGUGAAAUUCGUGUUAUAUGGCAUCCUGAGGGCAAGGAGGAGGUCAUAACGGAUCGAGUGGUUGGUCUGGCUGAUCGAACACUAAUGCCCGGAGAUGUAGUACGUCGUUUGGUUCCUGGAAAAGACACUCAACGUGGCUAUUGUCGAGAGAUUAACAUGCGCUCUGAUGUCCGAAUUCUAGGCACAAAGAAUAUUAUUAAAAAUGUUAUGGCCGAAAGAUUACAACCAAUGGUCAGGAUGCCACGUGACAGUGCCGUUUGUCUAGAUUCUUGGGUUGGCAGUGUUAAGUGUGUCAGUGAGAAAAUAGUCUUAAAAUCAUCGUGUGGUGCUUUAAUUGAAGUAUCUGACUUGGAAUUGAUAAACUUUACUGAUACUAAUACAAAAUUUCGCAAUGGUCAUUUUGCUGAGAUGGUUUAUUAUCCAGGACAGGUUAUUAAUGGCCGUCUAGAAUCAAUGGAUAAUGUUAAGAUACUAUCACCAACAAAUAAAAAUUGGAAACCUUUGUCUAGAAAAUUCAGAAAGUUCACAGUGCAAUCGGUACGUCUACACUCCGUUUGGGUACAUUGGCAAUGCAAAGCUCUCUCAGAAGAUGGUGAUAUCAAGUCGAAUCUCCUACAACAGCCAGAUCCAACUGUAACUGGUGCUGAUUUGGAUCGCCUAAAACGGCUGAAUCUCUUUGAAUCUUGCAUGCUUCAAAUUAACGAUAAGAGCUUUUUAAAAUUUGCCGACUGUGAUGUUGUGGUGCGAAAGUCUGUGUGGGAGAAAGAACACGCAAUAAAAUACAAACUCCUUCUAAGCCAGCAAGAAAAAGAAGAGCAUUUGAAUAAAAACCAAAGCAGAAGUACCAAAGCCCCAACUCCAUUCCGAAACGAAAAGACUAAAGCCAACAAAUUCUCCAAUUCAUCAUUGGAAGCUCCGGGUCAAGAGAAGCAAUCUUUACGCAUGUCACUUAAACCAUUGAGCAAAGCAAAUCUGGAAAAGUUCAAUACAUCGAAAGAGAGGAAUGAGACUGAGAAGAAAACGGUUGAUGGAGAAACACAACAGCAGAAUCAGAAUCAAGUCGUCUCUGCCGAUGGUUGGCAAACUGAUGAAGAUGAAGCCGAUGGACUUGAUGAUGAUGAAGAUGAAACUGAAAGUACUGCUACAACCAUAUCGACUUGUUCGAGUCCGACUCCAAGGAGUAGCCCAAAACAUACGUCCAGAUUGCAGAAAAAGCAAGUAAAAAAAUUAAAGAAGAGCAGCACCGGUGCAAGUUCGUCCACGCCCCUUCCUAAUAUUGGUGAUGAGCUGGUCACUGAAGCAAUGAUGGUUUACAGCACAGCAACAGUUGUAUGGCAAGAUGGUGCAGUCGAAUCGGGAAUAUCUUCAACACAACUUUAUCCCAUUCAUCAUUUAGAUGAUCAUGAAUUUUUCCCUGGUGAUUUCGUUGUAUGUGGCAAAGAAGAUUCUGAUGUAUCGUUCCGUGAUUAUGGUGUAAUUCAAACAGUAGAUCAUCAUGGUAGAACAGCCAGUGUUAAAUGGUUCACCACUUAUACAUCUGCUGUUGAACCAAAACCAACAUAUAAAGGUCAAUCUGAGAUGAGUGUUUAUGAUUUAAAAGAUCAUCCUGAUUUUCAAUAUCGACCUGGAACAAUGGUCAUUCGUGUGGCAAAUUUUCUUGGUGAAGAUGCCACUUGCACUGCUGGUCAAAUUAUUGACAACUACAUCGAUGGCAGGGUUAAGGUUUGGUGGGUUGAUGGACACAUUAGUAUGUGUUGGCCACAGGAUUUAUUCGAAGUUGGACAGUAUGAUCAUGCUGAUUGGGCUCAUGAUACCGAUGACUCAUGGGAGACGGAAAGCGAAACAAGUGAAUUUGGUGGUGAUACACCACAGUUGAAAUUUUCAGAAUCUCAUAUUUUGACUAAUUUCGAAAGAGCUCGUGUAGCCAUAUCGGAAUUGGAGGAGAUUUUUAGCUUGAAUCCAAAUUUACAGAAUCAUGAAGUCAUGAAAAAGCUUCUUGUUGUCUACAAAAAUUGUCGAUAUCUAGAUCGUCUAAUGAGUACUAGCUUUUUCCACGAAAGUCAUUUUAUGGGUUUAUUGGAACGUGUUGGUAAAGAUACAAUGGAUACAACAACCAUAUCCGAACGCCCUUCGCAAGAUCGUAAAAAUCGUCUUUUCAGUGAUAGUACUACCCAACAUUCACAACAAGCUAUAGGUAUUGUAGUUCCAGUCAAUAGCACACAAACAAACACUAGCAGUGUUAGUUCACCCAAAGAUUAUGCUCCCAAAGUGAUAUUCAAUAUUUCCUCGACUCCAUUCAAAUGCCUAAAGAAAAAAGCUACCAAAUCAGAGCUGACAACACCAUCAAAUACCAGUAGCAAUCCACUACAAGAAUUCACUGAAUUGCAAUCACCUCCAAAGCAACCUCACAAUACACCGAUCAAUACCAAAGUUACAGCAUCAGAUCCGUCAAAGAGUCCUUUCAGUCAAGAAAAGAAUAAACUCUUAACAUCGGUAAUGUUGAAUAUUGAAAAAGCUACCGAAAAAACCAGUCAACUUAAGUUGGCCAAUAAUAAGUCGCAGGACGAUUCUGGGAACUAUACUCGCACAGAAAACUGCGACGGCAGUUCCACCAGCUACGCUAGCUCCAAUGAUCUAACAAAUAUCGAUACAAAUGGAAGUUUUCUAAAGACAAACGAUGAUCAACAAUCGGUUUCAUGCAGCAGCAUUGAAUUCACCGAUGAUGCGCCACCCGAAUUUGUAUGUAUUCGAUUGUGUUGUUUGCUCAAAGAACAAUUGGUCAAGUGUAUCAAUGAAAUUCGACAAAAAUACUUUGUGGAUAAUUUGAAUUUGAGUGAAAUAAUCGAAAAUGAUAUUGUUGAUGAUCUGGAUGUGAUAAUCGAGACGACAAAUGAAGUUGUUGCUGAAAAUAAUUUGCAUAGAAAAUCUAUUGAAAUGACUCCAGACACACCGACUGUGGAGGAUCAACCUGAGACAGUUGUGUCGACACCCAAUGUGCCUUUAGAAUGUUUCCAAGUAUUGGAUGUCGCUCCGAAAACUCACAAAUACGAAUUAACUAUCUUGCAACCAAAUAAUUCUCAACAAUAUUACAAAGCUGUGCAGAGAGAGCAUAGAAUGUUAAGGUCUUCAUUGCCUCCAGGUGUUUGGGUUAGAGUCUUUGAAGAUCGCAUGGAUUUAGUGAGUGUAAUGAUUGCUGGACCCAAAAAUACACCCUACGAAGACGGAAUGUUUUUCUUUGAUAUUCAACUUGGUCGAGAUUAUCCAAAGAGUCCACCAUCUUGUCAUUACAUAAGUUAUUGUUCAGAUCGCUUGAAUCCCAAUUUGUAUGAGGAUGGAAAAGUUUGUGUUUCGUUGUUGGGUACUUGGUCGGGACGUGACACAGAAGUUUGGGGACCUAAUAGUACCCUAUUGCAAGUUAUUGUUUCAAUUCAGGGAUUGAUAUUGGUGGCAGAGCCGUAUUUUAAUGAAGCAGGCUAUGAAAAGCAAAGAGGUACACAACAAGGUACUGAAAAUUCGCGCAUGUACAACGAGAUGGCAAUUAUUAAAUUAGUUCAAGCUACAACCAAAUUGCUAUCCAAUCCGCCACCAAUAUUUCGUGAGCAAAUUGUCGAACAUUUCAAAAAGAACGGUCUUGCAAUGUACAACCGCAUCAAAGGUUGGAUGGAAUUGUCACAAAUUGCAAAUACCCCAGACACCGAACAACAGUCUUUUAUUAGUAAUGAUGUUGCUCCCGAUUUUCCACUUGUGCCUGCAAGCCGCGGUUUUUGUUUAACAGUAUCAGGCCUAUUGGAGACCUUUCACAAGAAAUUGGAUACUCUCGAUGCCACAUUAGCAGUAGCCGAACAGCCCUAACCCUUACUCCUUAGCUGUAGCAAACUUAAGCUUUCUUUUCUAGUUAAUUUCUCAUAAAUAAAUUUGAAUUUAGCUAAAAAAAAAAAAAUAAGCGAUCUAUAUACAAAAAAAAACGAUUAGUAUUAUUUUGUUUUCUCAAAUAUUUAUUUAAAAAAAAAACAUUUGUAAUUAUUUUAUGUAAAAUUAAUGAUUUUUGUUAAUUUUUUCUGUUAUGUUUUUUCUCAUUUUUUUUUAAUUAAAUUAAAUUAUUAUUUAUUAAUUAAUUUAGUACAGAUACAACUGUCGAUCUUUUUAUGUUAAUAAAUUGUUGUAUAAUUAUUUAUUUUCUUUAAAUAAAAAAUAAAUCCAUUUUAAUGGCGCGAAAUUUACUAACAACAUUGUAUUAGUUUUUAUAUGAAAAUGUAAGGUUAUAUUUAUUAAUGUUAAAAAUGAAGAACAUUUUCCAUGUCACAAUAUCGAAUGGGUCUAGAAAUGUUGUAUACAAUUUUGCGUUAGUUUUUAGUAUUGUUUAUUUGUCCUUUCUGUGUUACUUUUUCAGAAUUUUUUUUUUUUUGUU